Molecule: messenger RNA, 1890 nt
Organism: Rhododendron vialii
Lineage: Eukaryota; Viridiplantae; Streptophyta; Magnoliopsida; Ericales; Ericaceae
Product: protein STAY-GREEN homolog, chloroplastic-like
Exons: 4
Coding region: 819-1676 (285 amino acids)
Source: RefSeq, a predicted model, not a curated record
AUUUCGAAAAAUACUUUUGUGACACAGCUUCAAAAAAAUAUCAUAACAAACGGUGUUCUCCCUUCAUAUAUUACUAGCACUUAUAACCCAAGAUGUCAAGCGAAAAAAUUGUCAUGUGAAGUAAAUCCAACCAAAUGAUCAAAUGCUUAGGUGUCAUUUGACAUCUUCUCUCUUAUGUCAAAUUUGACAUGUUAUGUCAAAUUUUUUCUUUGAUUAUUGAACCCCCCCCCCCCCCCCGCUCUCUCUCUCUCUCUCUUCUUUUUUCUUAAAUUUUUGAGUCUUUUUACUUUUUCGACUCAUCUCAUUGUUAUGAUCCAAUGAUUCAAAAAAUUUGACACGAAAUUGUAAAUUCAAAAAAAUAAAUAAAUAAAGACGGAAAAAAACAAUACAAUUGACUGAUUUAGCCAAACUAAACUUCUUGUGUGAUGUCAAAAUAUUUUAGCAUAUUUAUAAAGCCAGAGUCCUGCAACCCGAAACACCACGUGCCUUUGGACCACCACCGCAACAUGUCAAUCUACAAGCAAAAUGAAGUUUUGGUUGUUGAAGCAAUCUUUCUUCAACCGGACGAACUUCUACGUGCCUAUGCCGACACGCAUCACCCUCUGGCUUUUUCAACAACAAUCUCUCUCCCCUUUUUCUCUCUCUCCACGUUUUACUCUCUUGUGGGUAAAGCAAAAGCAAAGAAAAAAACCCAACAAAGCAAAAGUAAUGCCAGAGCCUCACCGAAUAUAACUAACUUUUAGGCCGAAAAAUCAGCCAUAUAUCCAUCUGUUGUUGUUUUCCUUGGUUUCCUGAGAAAUUGGAGGAAAGUUCAAGGGAUGGGUUGCUUGACCAAUUACCUUUUGCUUCCAUCAGAGCUGAAGCCCACCUUCUCACUCCCUCACCAGAAACAUCUACAGAGUUCACUCGUGAUCUGCAGAAGAACAGUCAAACCCAAGAACCAAAAAUCUUUUGUCCCUGUGGCAAGGUUAUUUGGGCCAGCUAUAUUUGAACCUUCGAAGCUGAAGGUUCUAUUCCUGGGAGUGGAUGUGAAGAAGCAUCCAGGGAACCUUCCUAGAACUUACACGCUCACUCAUAGCGAUAUAACCGCUAAGCUCACUCUUGCCAUCUCUCAAACCAUUAACAACUCCCAGUUACAGGGGUGGUAUAAUAGGCUCUAUAGGGAUGAAGUGGUUGCAGAGUGGAAGAAGGUGAAGGAAAAAAUGUCUCUCCAUGUUCACUGUCACAUAAGUGGUGGCCAUUUCCUGUUAGAUUUGUGUGCUAGGCUCAGAUACUUCAUCUUCUGCAAAGAACUCCCCGUGGUUUUGAAGGCCUUUGUUCAUGGGGAUGGAAAUCUAUUCAACAGCUAUCCAGAAUUAGAAGAAUCUCAAGUUUGGGUAUACUUUCACUCCAACAUUCCAGAGUUCAACAAGGUGGAAUGCUGGGGUCCUCUCAGGGAGGCUGGAGCACCUUCUGGUGGGCUCAAUGGAUCCACCCAACUGGACAAAAGGCAGCAAGAAAAUCCAUCAAGAAACUGGGAAGUGCCAAAGCCAUGUGACGAGGACUGCCGCUGCUGUUUUCCUCCAAUGAGUAUGAUGAUUCCUUGGCCACAAGAUGACCACCCAUUGGAGGCCUUGGGGACCCACCAAGCCUUACAGGAACAACAAAACUUGGGAAGGUCUGGUGGGACUCUCUGAUUGCUUUGUUUCCCAUCAAAAAGGUGUUGUAGGGAAAAAGUCAUCAAGAAUUAAAUUUGCACAAAUUGUUUUUUUUUAAGUUCUGGGUGGUGGUAGAAACCAGAAUUUGCUGCACAUAAUUUUCAUAGAUAGUGAUGGAGUAGUAUAUUGUUGUCCCUUCAUUUAGAUAUUUAAAGUUCUAUAUUGGGACGUAUACUACAAGGGGGGGGGAAAA